Molecule: messenger RNA, 1693 nt
Organism: Schizophyllum commune H4-8
Lineage: Eukaryota; Fungi; Basidiomycota; Agaricomycetes; Agaricales; Schizophyllaceae
Exons: 4
Coding region: 155-1456 (433 amino acids)
Cellular component (GO): mitochondrial large ribosomal subunit
Molecular function (GO): structural constituent of ribosome
Source: RefSeq, a predicted model, not a curated record
UGCACCACAACGGUAUGCAUAAAGGACCCGGGGUGCGAGCUUCUCUGCCUGCGCCCGAAGGGGCAGUCCCUCUCGCGCAGCGGUUAAGCGUACGCUAAAGAGGUCCUGUCGCAGAGGAAGGGAAAGGGACGAGCGAACCGACAAUAGACACAGGAUGCAGCCCGCAGGCUGCAGACGCGCCCGGGCACCGCGACGCCUUUCAACACACAAUCCGCCAGGGCCUCCGCCGACCUUGCAGGUGUCGACAUCGCCAGCCCCUCCGCUGGGCAGCCGGUGCAGCCACAAGGGCGCGCCGACCACGGCGGACAAGGGCGGACGCAUGGGAUUUCUGGUACGUCGCUUGGCUGGGCGUACAGUUACAGCCAGGCCCAGCUGGGGCCAUCGGGGGUGCGUCACUCAGACCUUGGCCCGCUCGCGUAGAAGGGAUCAUUGGGACGAUGCCUGUGCGGGGCGAGCUUCGCGGCCUUCAGCCUACUGCAGCCUCGUGAGGGUUGGGAAGAAAAGGGGAAUGCGAAACGCGUCCUACUCCCCUUUUGGCUACCGUGGGAACUUGGCCAAGCGCGAUCACCGCCCUCCCAAUUCGUCCGCGCUCGCCACCACUCCGAGUCCCGGGCGCGUUCUAGGACUACCCACCGUCAUGGCCUCCCGGGAAGCUGCCGUUCGCGCCGUGCGCACCUUCCGCCUGCACGAGAUCCAUGGCGCGAAGAUGGCGCUGCCCCGCCUGGGCGUCGACCUCACCGACGCGAAGCAGAUCGACCCGGAAUUAGCGCGGAGGAUGAAUCCGCAGCUCCUUCCCAACGCGCGCGCCCUCAAGCCGGAUGUGAGGCAGGCGCAGCUGCAGAACCCUUUCUUGCCCAACAAGCACCCUGUCACCGGGAAGUGGAAGGGCCCGAAGUACUCCCUCCGCCGCCAGGCCGAUUUGGUGAAGAAGGCAAAGGCCGCGGGCCUGCUGCACCUCCUCCCCAGCGGGCCGAAGAAUCCUCUUCCCCUCGAGCCCAAGGCAGUACCAGCUGUCCAGACAAAGACUCCUGCUGCGAGCGAAGCUAAGGCCGACGCACCCGUCGAGGCCGCAGACGCCGCUCCUACCCCCACUCCAGCCGCUGCCGAAGCCGCGCCAGAAGAGGAAGCCGAGCCUACCCCCGCCCUCCCUGCGCGGGAGUACCGCCGCCGCCAGCGCCUCGCGCUCAAGGACCUCUCCGGGGAGUGGACCGGCGACGUGCACUGGGUCGGCGAGCACCGCGCGCGCGACGCGCCCGUCGCGCGGCUGUACUCGGGCAAGCGCAGGAUGUUCAAGGGCAAGAAGCACGAGCGCGUCGCGCACAUCGUCCGUGGAAAGCGCGCGGUGCGCAUGCGGGAUAUGGCGAAGCGCGUGCGGGAGUACAAGGAGUUCUACAGGAGCCGCCGUCCGGAUCCGCUCGCGGUGCCGCGCAACGUCAAGGGCAAGUUGCCGUUCUAGGCGUGCUUCUGGUAGUAUACGUACCAUCAUGCAAUCCAUCUACACCACCGCUGUCCUUGCGUCUCUGAGUGACGCUGCUGCUUCCGAUUGCUGCCCCAGUCCUUCAGACCUUUGAGCUGGUCUUUGGGCCGGACUCUGAAGGUUCUUUCGCGCGUGCUCGUUAAACAAAGGGAGCUUCCUCGCGCAUAUGAACGAAGGGAAGGACUUAGCGCUCAGGCCCACGACAUUCAAUUUCCU